CUGCAGUUUUGUUUGCCGUUUAAGCUCGAGUUUUCAAAUUUCAAAACCCUAAUCUCCUCCCAAAAGGGAAAAAAAAACUUCAAAUCUUCCCCUUUUACUCCAUGGCUCUUAACAUCAAACACAAAUCCCCCGAGACUGGCAUUGACAAUCGACGAGUUGAACCGGAGCUUGACUCCGAAGCAGACUUGGAGGAGCUGGAAGCCGAUGUGAAGAAAAUGGCGGAGGAGAUUCUAGAAUACAGAUCCACUAUCCCAGAUCAACUCAAAGACACUCUAGCUUCAGUUUUCUCUUCUCAAAGACCCAACUUUCCCGAUGUCGGAUCGGAGCCUGGAUCAUCCGGAGAGCUUAAUCCAGAUUCAGAGGAGACGGAGUUGGAGCAAAGGACGAAAGAGAAGAUACAGCUACUUAAAGAGAAAAUUUCAAGUAACAUUUCAGCAAUGCGAGCGAUUUUGAAUCGAAUGAAGAAGUGUAUUUCAAGGAUGGAGGUGCUGAGUUCUGGCAAUGGCGUUAUACAUCCUGCUUUUAAGAAGAGAAGAGUGGUCCGUCAAUGAAAGUUGAUUUUUUUUUUCAUAGGGUUCAUCAAUGGUGAUUGAUUUUCAUUAGUCUUUUUAACCCUUGUAGCUGUGUAACUACUUGAAAGCAUUGAUUUCCUUGUCUGUAACGCAAAGCCCUUUGUUGAUAAUCAACAGAGGGGGCAUCCUUGUAUUGAUGUGCAAAUUAUUUUAG
Messenger RNA from Hibiscus syriacus, 726 nucleotides. RefSeq lists its product as uncharacterized. The transcript is spliced from 2 exons. Lineage: Eukaryota; Viridiplantae; Streptophyta; Magnoliopsida; Malvales; Malvaceae. Bases 102 to 551 code for a protein of 149 amino acids. The record is from RefSeq and is a predicted model, not a curated record.